Molecule: messenger RNA, 1106 nt
Organism: Bufo bufo (common toad)
Lineage: Eukaryota; Metazoa; Chordata; Amphibia; Anura; Bufonidae
Gene: CCNH
Product: cyclin H
Exons: 9
Coding region: 40-999 (319 amino acids)
Biological process (GO): regulation of transcription by RNA polymerase II; DNA-templated transcription; regulation of cyclin-dependent protein serine/threonine kinase activity
Cellular component (GO): transcription factor TFIIK complex; nucleus
Molecular function (GO): cyclin-dependent protein serine/threonine kinase regulator activity
Source: RefSeq, a predicted model, not a curated record
GGUGACGUAUAAUGUGCGCGCAGCAGACGAGGCAGAAACAUGUACCAUAACAGUACGCAGAGGAAGCACUGGACUUUUCACAGCGAGGACGAGCUGCAGCGGCUCAGGGUCCAGGCUAAUAACCGCUGCCGGGCGAGGAUACGAGCGACGGGGCAGGCUCAUCUGUGUGAUAUAUUUAAUCUGGACCCUCAUGAAGAGUUAACCAUUUGUAAAUACUAUGAGAAGAAGCUUCUGGAUUUCUGUAAUGCCUUCAAGCCGGCCAUGCCUAAGUCAGUACUGGGAACGGCUUGUAUGUACUUCAAACGCUUCUACCUCAAUAAUUCAGUCAUGGAGCAUCAUCCACGUAUUAUAAUGUUGACCUGUGCGUUCCUGGCUUGUAAAGUAGAUGAAUUCAAUGUAUCCAGUGUCCAGUUUGUGGGGAACCUGCAAGAAAACCAAGAAAAUGUCCUUGAACAAAUCUUGGAGUAUGAAUUGCUGCUUAUCCAACAGCUGAAUUUCCACCUCAUUGUGCACAAUCCAUAUCGACCAUUUGAAGGAUAUUUAAUUGAUAUAAAGACUCGAUAUCCACUGCUGGAUAAUCCUGAAAUGUUAAGGAAAAAUGCUGAUGACUUCUUGCACCGGGUUGCUCUGACUGAUGCCUGCUUACUGUUCACACCAUCAAUAAUCGCUCUAACAGCCAUUUUAUCCAGCGUGUCCAGAGCAGGACUUAAUAUGGAAAGUUAUCUAUUGGAAUGUCUGUCACUUAAGGACAAUCGAGAAACCAUGACACAUUUACUGGAUGGCAUGAGACGACUUAAGAUCCUGGUGUCCAAAUAUGAAUUUGCCAGGCCUGAAGAAGUUGCUUUGAUGGAAAAAAAAAUGGAAAAGUGCUACAGCUCUGAAGCUUCCUCUGCUGGCAAUGUGAGAAAAAGAAAAGGUUAUGAAGAUGAUGGAUAUAUUUCAAAAAAGUCCAAAACGGAAGAGGAGUGGAGUGAUGACGAUCUUGUGGACUCUCUCUAGUGGCUCCGCAGACCAUCAUGUUACUUUGUGUACAUAAUUUUAUACUUUCUUGUGGACAAAUAUUUAAUGUGUUUCUAUUUUCGAGUGCACUAAAAUAAACCUGCAUA